UGAAUAUGGAGGUCUUCCAUGUGGGCCAGUGGCUUCAAAAAGAAAUGGCGAGAAAAGUAAUGUUAAAAUGAAGAAAAACAGUGGAUACGUAUUUUGAGAAACAAGUCAAGAAACCUCACCGUGACCUUUUUGAGGGCAGAUUUGCACGUGAUAACUCAGAAGUGAGGUAUAGGAGUGCAGAUAAAGCUAUGAAAAAUGCUAUAAUGAGACAAGAGCUGCCUCAUAUGAAUAGGAGAACAUCUCCUGUCCGUUUGAAAACUCCUUUGAGUACAGUUAAUGAGCUGACUAUUACUCCGAGUCCAAAAUUUUACAGUUCUAAAAUUCCUAGUGACUCUGGGCAAGUUGAAAUUAAAUCUGUGAAUCAAAUUGACCCAAAAGUGGCUAUCAGGUACAACAAAUUCAGGCUUCUCAAAAAGAAAAGAGCAAAUAGGAACUCUCUUUGUCAUAUUACUAAUAAGUUAGAAAAGGAGAAAGAAGAACUCCAGAAAAUGGAAGAUAAAAACACCCAAGUAGUCAACCGACUUGUCAAGAAGGUCAUCAGGCUCAAACCAAAGACCUUAUUAUACGGUAAUAAAAGGAAAAUAGAGUUUAAGCAUAAGCAGCUCAAGAAAAAGGCUCUUUUCCGUAAAGCUACUGGCAAAUAACUCCAGAGUCAGUAGUUUCGACAGACUAAAUAAAAACCUGCCUCAAGACCAGGGAAGACUUAAUGUCAAUUUGAGCAAUAAGAGGCUAAAAUAAGCACACUAUGAGCGGAAAGAUGAACCAUCAAGCCAAAGAUAGUAUAUUUGAGUCUUACAAGACCUUAAGUACUCCAACUUCUCUUAAACAGGCUUAUUCUUUAGAGAGUGUUAAUAAUAACGGCCGGAUUACUAUUUUGACAAAGAAGAAUAAAAUACAUAACGUUUAUGGUCAAAAAUUUGAGUAUAAGGAGAAAAGUGUUGACAAAAAACUCGCGAGUUCAUUGAAAGUAAUGAAGACCAAGCAGCAUUCCAAAUUCCAAAAGUGCCAGAGAAAUGAUAUCAGUGUACAAGCAAACUUUACGCCAAUUGAAAAUUGAAGUGAUUUCUGAUAAAUUUUCUUAUGUUUGCUCAAAUUGAAGCUUUAGAGAAAAUAUAAGCCAUUAGCAGCCAAUCUUAGU
Messenger RNA from Moneuplotes crassus, 1138 nucleotides. The record is from the annotation of a GenBank genome assembly. NCBI's taxonomy places the organism in Eukaryota, Ciliophora, Spirotrichea, Euplotida, Euplotidae.